This is a messenger RNA of Ananas comosus (pineapple), 1141 nucleotides long. Its product is annotated as transport and Golgi organization protein 2 homolog. NCBI's taxonomy places the organism in Eukaryota, Viridiplantae, Streptophyta, Magnoliopsida, Poales, Bromeliaceae. The transcript has 5 exons. The record is from RefSeq and is a predicted model, not a curated record. Bases 12 to 911 code for a protein of 299 amino acids.
AAACACGCAAGAUGAGCGCAGCUCCUCGACGCUUGUAUAUAGUUUGCACACGAGAGUGGGGAACAAGGGGGAACGCGACAGGGGAGAAACAAGAGAAGGGCACAAUGUGUAUAGCUACAUGGAUUUGGCAAUCUCACCCCGUUUACCAACUCCUCCUCCUCUUAAAUCGGGACGAAUACCACACAAGGCCUACGAAGCCAGUGGAGUGGUGGGGUGAAGGGGAUCGGAAGAUGAUACUCGGAGGGAGAGAUGAAUUGGCCGGGGGUACAUGGUUGGGUUGCACAAGAGAUGGGAGAUUCGCUUUUCUUACUAAUUUUAGGGAGCCUGGCCCUCUCCCUGUUGCAAAAUCAAGAGGGGUUUUGCCUCUUAGGUUUCUGCAGAACAAUCAGAGCCCGUUGGAUUGUGCGGCGGAAAUAGCCAAGGAAGCUGAUGAGUACAAUGGAUUUAACCUGGUAUUGGCUGACGUGCACGCGAAAACCAUGGUUUACAUUUCCAACAGGCCGAAGGGAGAGCCGGUGAUUCGAGUGGUUCCUCCUGGUCUUCACGUGCUUUCAAAUGCAAAUUUGGACACUCCUUGGCCCAAGGCGCAACGCUUGAGUAAGAACUUCGACGAAUCUGUCAGAAGGAAUGGGGGAGAAGAAAUCCCUCUGAGCCAGAUGGUUCACGAAUUGAUGGAAGACACUGCAAAAGCUGAUUGGUCCAUGUUGCCGCAAACCGGUUGCGAUCCCGAGUGGGAAUACGACCUAAGUUCUAUAUUUAUCGACACUGACACGAAGGGUCGGUAUGGAACUCGAAGCAUGGCCGCGAUCUCAGUUAAAGCACAGGGAGAGGUAGAUUUUUAUGAGAGGUACCUAGAGAACAGCUUGUGGAAGGAGCACCUUACUCACUACUGCAUAGAAAAGCUGCAAUAGAUGAAAUUCUAACAUACAUCUCAAGUAAAAAAUUUCACGAGAAACUCGGCAAUGCACAUUUCUUCUCAGUUAAUGUAUCUUUGAGAGAUCAUUUGCUGGUUUAAGGCUUUUUGUUCUAACUGUUUGACUUAUUUGGUUUAGCUGUUGUAUAAUAUCCAUGAAAUAGAAACAAUAAUUGACCGUUACAAUUGGAAUUUUUCAUGUGAACAAAAUAUUAUCUUCUUUUACUA